Grosmannia clavigera kw1407 is the source of this 1629-nucleotide messenger RNA. RefSeq names its product malate synthase. The transcript is spliced from 3 exons. Gene Ontology annotation, biological process: glyoxylate cycle. Gene Ontology annotation, molecular function: malate synthase activity. The record is from RefSeq and is a predicted model, not a curated record. Bases 1 to 1629 code for a protein of 542 amino acids. Gene Ontology annotation, cellular component: peroxisomal matrix; cytoplasm. Lineage: Eukaryota; Fungi; Ascomycota; Sordariomycetes; Ophiostomatales; Ophiostomataceae.
AUGGCCUCUGUCGAGACAAUUCUCCAGGGCGUGAAUGUCCUCGGCGCGGUCAACGAUGAACAGAAGAAAAUACUCACACCACAGGCGCUGUCGUUCCUGGCACUGCUGCACCGGUCCUUUGAUGGCACACGCAAGAGCCUGUUGGAACGCCGGAAACUGCGCCAGGCUGAACUCGACCGCGGCCAGCUGCCUGACUUCCUGCCCGAGACAAAGGCCGUCCGCGAGGAUCCGUCUUGGAAGGGAGCUGCACCAGCUCCGGGGCUGAUUGACCGCCGUGUGGAGAUCACCGGGCCGACCGAUCGCAAGAUGGUGGUCAACGCGUUGAACUCGGAUGUGUACACGUACAUGGCCGAUCUUGAGGACUCCAGUGCACCGACGUGGGAGAGCAUGAUCAAUGGCCAGGUCAACCUGCACGACGCUGUACGGCGGCAGAUCGACUUCAAGCAGGGCCCCAAGGAAUACAAGCUGCGGACAGACCGCACGCUGCCGACACUCAUCGUGCGGCCUCGUGGCUGGCAUCUGGAGGAAAAGCACGUGACGGUGGACGGUGUGCCCAUCUCGGGUUCGCUCUUCGACUUUGGCCUGUACUUCUACCACAACGCGCGCGAGUCGCUGGCACGCGGCUUCGGCCCCUACUUCUACCUGCCCAAGAUGGAGUCGCACUUGGAGGCGCGGCUGUGGAACGACGUGUUCAACUUGGCACAGGACUACGUCGGCCUUCCGCGUGGCUCGAUUCGCGGCACGGUGCUGAUCGAGACGAUCCUGGCGGCGUUUGAGAUGGAGGAGAUCAUCUACGAGCUGCGCGACCACAGCUCGGGGCUCAACUGCGGCCGCUGGGACUACAUCUUCUCCGUCAUCAAGAAAUUCCGCCAGAACCCCAACUUUGUGUUGCCCGACCGCAGCGCCGUGACGAUGACGUCGCCCUUUAUGGACGCCUACGUCAAGCUGCUGAUCCAGACCUGUCACCGUCGUGGUGUUCACGCCAUGGGCGGUAUGGCGGCCCAGAUUCCCAUCAAGGACGACCCAGUCGCCAACGAGAAGGCCAUGGAUGGCGUGCGUGCCGACAAGCUGCGUGAAGUGCGUGCCGGCCAUGACGGCACCUGGGUCGCCCAUCCGGCCCUGGCACCCAUCGCCACCGAGGUCUUCAACAAGUACAUGCCGACGCCGAAUCAACUGUUCGUCCGCCGUGAGGAUGUGCACAUUGGCGCCAACGACCUGCUUAACAUGAACGUGCCCGGUCAGAUCACCGAGGCUGGCAUCCGCAAGAACUUGAGCAUCGGCCUCGGAUACAUGGAGGCCUGGGUUCGUGGCGUCGGCUGUGUGCCCAUCAACUACCUGAUGGAGGAUGCUGCCACCGCCGAGGUGUCGCGUAGCCAGAUCUGGCAGUGGGUGCGUCACGGCGUCACCACCGCUGAGGGCAAGCGCAUCGACAAGGCCUAUGCCCUCAAGCUGCUCAAGGAGCAGACCGACGCGCUCGCCUCCAAGGCCCCUGCCGGCAACAAGUACCAGCUGGCUGCCCAGUACUUUUCCACUCAGGUCACCGGCGAGGACUACGCUGAUUUCCUGACCACGCUCCUGUACGACGAGAUAACCACUGUCGGCAGUGCCCGACCAGCCUCGAAGCUGUAG